UGUGGCUGUGACUACCGACAAUGGUGCAAAUAUAGUAAAAUCUAUUGAAUCAGUAUUUGGCAGAGCAAAGCAUAUUCGUUGCAUAGCUCACACAUUAAACCUUGUUGUGCAAAAUUCAGUCAUGGUGAAUGAAAUAAAAAUAUUCAUUGAUAAAGUUCGCAGAAUUGUACAAUGGUUCCAUCAGAGCGGAGUUGAAUAUUGAGAAAUUCUCAAAAGGCUGAAAAUGUACCGGAGGAAAAAAUUAAACACUUGGUAGGAUGUUUCAACGCGGUGGAAUUCACAACUGCAUAUGCUUGAAAGGUUUAUAGCUAUGAGUGGGACGGUAGGCGGCAUAUUGUUGAAUCACUCUAAUGCUCCUCCUACGAUUGAAGCUAGUGAAAUUGCUGUACGGAAAGAGGUAGUAAAAAUUCUCAAACCGUUUGAAAAAGUAAGCGAGGAGAUGUGUAGUGACAAAUAUGUCAGCGCAAGUAAAGCUAUUCCCAUUAUAAUGUGCCUGGAACGGGUUUUGGAAAAAACAGAUCCAUCGCAUGAUUUGGCCAUUUAAUUAAAAAAAUCAAUAAGAAAUGAAUUUAAGAAAAGAUUUGAGCACAUACAAAAAGUUUAUUUAUUUAUACUGCAAUAUUUUUAGAUUUUUAUGUUAAUAAAAACAAUUAAUUAAAAAUCGUAUUUUUAUGUACAAUGUCAUAUCCCUAGCUUACAUCGACAUAUAACUAUUUGCCGAUUUUAGUUUAUUCACUAUGAAACAACCUAGCAGAUUUCUACUAACGGCCUAUUUCGAAUACCAAGCCGCAAUUGAAAAAAAUGGACAAGAAAUUUACAAAAUUUGGCCACUAGGGUCGCUGUAAUCGCUUGACUUAGAUAUAAAGUGCUUUUCUAAUCUUUAUGUUGAAGGUUAAUAUGGGCAGUUUUAUGUUCGGCAGCAAAAGUUAACAUGUAGUGAAUAUACAACACGCUAAUUUAAUAUAAUAUGUGAUUGUGUUUUCAUGCGAUUGCCAAGUAAAUUUAUGAUACUUACGAUAAGAAAAAACAAAAAUGUCGGUAAUUGCAAAAAACAACUAAAAUG
Molecule: messenger RNA, 1063 nt
Organism: Chilo suppressalis (striped riceborer)
Lineage: Eukaryota; Metazoa; Arthropoda; Insecta; Lepidoptera; Crambidae
Source: the annotation of a GenBank genome assembly